Molecule: messenger RNA, 576 nt
Organism: Protopolystoma xenopodis
Lineage: Eukaryota; Metazoa; Platyhelminthes; Monogenea; Polystomatidea; Polystomatidae
Source: the annotation of a GenBank genome assembly
GUUUUGUGGAAGCAUGAUAGAACCAAGUCGUUCGCUCUCAAGUGCAUGAAAAAGCUCCACAUUGUGGAGACUAGACAGCAGGAGCAUAUCUUCUCUGAGCGAAACCUCAUGUUUGAGAUAAAGUGCUCCUUUGUAUGCAAACUAUAUGCUACUUAUCGUGAUUCAAAGUAUGUGUACAUGCUCCUGGAGGCCUGUCUAGGAGGCGAACUCUGGAACGUACUUAGAAACAGAGGCAGUUUUGAUGACAAUAUCACACGGUUCGUCGUGGCUUGCGUUCUAGAGGCCUUUACUUACCUUCACACACGAGGUAUUCUUUAUCGAGAUUUAAAGCCUGAAAAUCUACUUUUAGACUCCAGGGGGAUAACCAUUUUCGCGCUCAUUAGUGGCCAAAAGCGAGUCGGCUACAUGUUUAGCCAAGAAUCUAGAAUAUUUGACAUGCCAGACUUACUGGCCAUUCGGUGGACCAGCCUGACGGUGAUUGGGUUGGAGAAAAUGCGUAUUUUACAGACUCAAGACGGCAGGGUAACGCUGCUGACCGAGACGAAGUCAGGACUUGAGCUCUCCAGAUCAAUUUAG